UGCGCUUUCCAUUUUUGAAUUUUCUCCGUGUUACUUUAAUAAUAAUUUGAUUUCGGUAGCUUUAUCCCGCGAAUAUUGAAAAACUUUUUUAGAUACAAAAUGGACCCAGAAUUCUAUUACCUAUCACGAACUUCCUGAAAGUUUAAGGUUUUCAAUUUCAGUUAUCGAAAAAUUAUAAUAAUGGAAUGAGAUGCAGAAAUUUGUUUUGCCAGACUUGAAUGGUGGAAUUUUCUGUUUGGAGAAGAUUUUGAUUGAUUGUUUAUAGUUUGAAAAGCUAAAAGUUUGUGAAGAUUUUCAUUAGAAGUCCUAAGUUAAUAAAUAUCAAUAAUGGGAAAUCUAUGGGGAAAAUUCAGAAAAAAAGCUACAACAUACGAACAGUUGGAAAAAUUAGAUUCCCAGAUAAAGGCAAUAGAAGAAUAUGGGGUAACAACAGAACUCAAACAACGAAAAGUAGCUGGUCGUUUUAUGCUCGUGUCGGUAUUUCUGUAUUUGGUGACAGCUUUGAUAUUUUAUUUCUAUCUAUUCCCAGAGGAUAUUUAUCAAAGGAUACUUUAUAUUGUUCCCUUGAUUGCAUCCCCUUUAAUAAUCAUUUUCAUAAAAAGAGUAUUAACUUGGUGGUACAACCGAAAAUUAAAAAAGAAUCAAGAAAAAUUGUCAUUGCUCCGAAAGAAAAAGAAGGAAAUAUUAGAUAAUGUUAUGGAAAAGGAGACUUAUAAAGUAGCAAAACAAAUACUAGAGACAUUUGCUCCAGAUGAAGUUAUAAGCAGGAAAUCCCUUAAUGGAAACUUCGAAACACCGAAAAGGGAUAGUUCCUUUAUUCUCUCAAAGCCAUAUCCAGUUGGUUUACGCCAGAGAGCUCUGAUGCAGAAUGCUGAGAGGGCUACAAAUAUGUCUGUAGGCAAGUCAGCGAUAUCUGAUAAAACAAAGUUUUCUGAGAAUCCUAUGGUAUUGAAAUCUGCAGUCCCAAAGUCAAUGAAUAACAGAACACUACAAAGUGACAAUCUGAAUUUUAGUACAAAUCUCUUGUCUUCAACUCCUAAACUACCCAUGGUUAGAUCUUUGCUUCCACGUGAAAGAUCAGCUUUUGAUAAGUUAGUAGACUUCUUAGUUGGAGAUGGACCUUCCAAUAGAUACGCACUGAUAUGUCAAAAAUGUUUCAGUCACAAUGGUAUGGCCUUGAGAGAAGAAUUUGAAUAUCUGAGUUUCAAUUGUUGUUAUUGUCACCACUUUAAUCAUGCUAGAAAACAAAAGCCCCCAGCUCCAAAACUAGGUAUUAGAAACAGUCCAAUGAGGACUUUGAAGGAAGCAGAUACUUCGGAUUCUGAGAAAAAUUCAUCUGGUUCAGAUUCUGAUUUGCAAACUCUGCAAAAGAAUGAAGAAGACCAACCAAAAGCAUCUCCAUCUUCAGAUAUUGAUGCCGAUGUUCCAGAUCAUGUGAACGAAACAAUUUCUUCAACAAUUGAAGAAAUGGAUGUAUCAGAAAUUCCUGAAAGUUCAUAGCUAAGUAAAUCAAUUAUGAAAAUAUCGUAAAUUCUUUUCAUGAAAAUGUUGAAUAUUUUUUUACAUUUUGCAGUCCUAUUGUCUGACUGAAAAUGGGAAGGGAAAGAGCUGUUUAAAGUUACAAAUUGAUACAGAGUUUUCUUUGUAUGAGAACAAUAAUUAUCAAUUAUUUUAUAUUUUAUUUUUUUAAUUUAUCCUUAGGAUUGAUUAUUAAACAGUCUGAUUUUGCUCAAAUUUAUUGGGUUACUUCUCUAAAGUGAAUUAAACAUUGAAAUUCCAAAGUUCGAGUCACAUUAAUGUCCUUGGAGAGGAUUCAGAAAUGUUCAUAUGACAAACUUGGCUUCCAUUAGGUUAUGUAUCUAUUCAUAUUCCAGUUUACUUCCUCAACUUUAAUUUUAAUGAUUGUUGCUUAAAAUUAUGUUCCAUAGUAUCAAUAUAUUGACAAUUUUCCAUAUUGACUCAGAUUAAAAUCUUGGGAAUUCACCUCAAGACACUUUGCCAGAUAUUGACUGGAUCCACAACAAGGGGUUAUAAUUUUUAAAUUUUUUAUCUCUUAGCUGGUUUUGCUUUAUUCCUGAUGACUAGAAUGAAGAACAGCUCAUCUUUUAACGUUUUAUUUGAAAUUAAUGUGUAAAAUUUACCUUGUUUUCUUUUAUUGAUUGUUUUUAACUCCAAGACUGACGAACGUUCAUUGUUCGAUAUCUAUUUUUGUUUCCAUUGAAAUUGGAAAAUGAGCGUUAUUUUGGACUUCAAAAUAUAAUUUUCUUUAAAUUUUUAAUUUUCGAUUUAAGAGCUCUUGAUUGAAUUGUUCUUUAAUAAGGAAGGGUUAAGUUUUGUAAUAGUCAGGAAAUUUUCAAAAUCUUCAAGAACCUUACAUUCAAAAGAGAAAUACACUGAAGGGGCUACAAACCUCCAUGCACAAACAUACAAUUCACAACGAAUAUCAAAAUUAAAUGAGGAUUGAUAUUUUUAAUAAGCUAACAUAAAAAUAGCGUUUUCAGGACAUAGAAACAAACAUAGACAAGCAUAUUAUAUUCGGUCAUAAUGAGCAAUUCAUGAUGUGGGCCUUCUACUUUAUAUUUUUGUUCCUGCUCUAUUCUGACUGUACGAAGCAAUGUAUUCAAGGGAUAUGUUUGAUGCUUGUAACAUAAACAUUGCCUCAUAAAAGUUUCAGCACAGUCUUCAGAUAAAGUAAUGAUUUUUAGAUCUGUUGAUGCCAAACGUAGAAGGACACUCAAAGUUUCCACAGAUGUAUCUAAAAAACCGAAUGAAUUUUUUUUCUGAAAAGUUUUAGAUCAUAAAGAAUGUCCGGGAUCGAUUUAACUAAAAUAUUAUUAUCUCAGUGAUUCCGGUUAUACCAGAAAAUGAGCCGAAUUUUGUUUUUUCAAAUGGGACAUCACAUAUUUCAUCACAUUUUCAGAUUCUCCACAAAAUUCAGUUCAUUUAAUCUUUUUCAUUUCCAAAUUUCAAGGUUCUGUAGAUAUAAAGUAAUUUGUCUCAAAUCUGACAUGAAGAUUUGUCCCAUUCGAAAUAACAAAAUUUGGCUCAACUUUUGCACUACAAUUUACAAAAAAACAAUUCCAUUCAGUUCUCUAGAUACUUCUUUGUAGUGAAAAAAAAAUACAAAUUGUGUCAUUAUGUCUGAAAAAAAAACCUUACCUUUGAAACCAUACUUGAGAAAAUCGGCUUACCUUAUCUGUGGAAAAUCUCAUCUGACUUCUCAUCCGAUUUCAAAUAAGUUUUACAUGGUUUUUAACCCAAAUCGAAUUCAUGUAACAAAAUAACCUGAUGGGGAGAGAAGCUUAAUGGACUUGCUAACGAUAAAUAACUUUUUUGUAAAUAUUAAGUUACAGGAAAGCUCGAUAUGUUCUUGAAAUCUCUUUUAAAAGAGUUGAUCAUGAGCUGAUAAUUUAUUUAUUGCAUCAUCGAAACACUCUGCUUUUUCUUUGGAAACAAAGGAUUAAAGUUGGAAUCUUUGAUAUUUUCUAGUCAUUAGUAUCGAGAAUCAUUAGAGUAGUUUUGGACCAGAAUUAAAAAAUAAUUUUCUUUCGACAAAACAUAUUAAAUAGAAAUAGAUAUUUUAAAAAUGAAAUUAGGAAAAUUUUCUCAAUAGCCUUGCUUUGAAUUAGAUUUUUUGUACAAGAUAGCGUUAUUGAAAUUUCCAGCAAUAAUAGAUCUUAAAGUUUCCUUUAGUAUUCCAUCAUCUAUAAUUUCUUUUGCUAUUCUGUUUUUAUUAGUCAUCUAGGUAAUUUAAACAACAGUUUAUAAAAUAUGUAGACGGGAAUGUUAAAAUGAAAAUCCUGAUGCUCAAAACGUUGAAUCAUAAAAAUCCAUUAUAAAUAUCUGAUCACUAAUGUAAGUAAUGUUCAGUAUUCAUACAUUCAAUUGCUUUGUUGAAUUUUCUCUUGAAUAUUUAUGAAAUACUUCCCAAUUCUUUGCUAUGAAGAGAGGAAGCUUAUUUCAUUUUACAAUUGGGUGUUCUUGAUACUGUGGACUGUUAGUAACUGAUUGCUUUGUGCCUUUCGAAAUUUUAUACCUAAUAAUUGGAAUAAAGAUAUUAUAUUUGU
This is a messenger RNA of Coccinella septempunctata (seven-spotted ladybird), 4067 nucleotides long. RefSeq names its product endoplasmic reticulum junction formation protein lunapark (gene Lnpk). The record is from RefSeq and is a predicted model, not a curated record. Lineage: Eukaryota; Metazoa; Arthropoda; Insecta; Coleoptera; Coccinellidae. Gene Ontology annotation, cellular component: endoplasmic reticulum tubular network. Gene Ontology annotation, biological process: endoplasmic reticulum tubular network organization. Bases 328 to 1500 code for a protein of 390 amino acids. The transcript has 6 exons.